CUUGAACGCAAGAGGGUGAUGUACUUUCGCUCCAUCACAGUCCUCGGCUCAAUUUCUGUUGGGUCAAGAAGUCCUGCCCAUCUUUUAACAACAUGAUCUUCUGGAUCCUUCUUGCUGCGCUCAGCAUUAUUCAGUCCACCUGUAUAGCAGAAGAAACAAUUUCACUGCAACAGAAUCCCUCGCCCAUUGUGACGGCCCAGAAUGCGACAAUAUUCUGCAACUACAAAUCUAAGAGAGAUGACUUAAAUGCAAUGAAAGGCUUGCUGCUUAAAGGGAUAUUAAAGAGUGAAGUCUGCUCACUUUUCUGGAACAAAACCUUUUCUAGUAACAAAACAAAUAGUGACUUUACCUGCGAGGUUAACGUCCAAGAAGAAAAGUCAAUAAUCUUUGACCUGCGGGAUCUAGCCUUCAAUCAGACAGACAAUUACUUCUGCAAAAUUGAAGUCAUAGACCCAGCACCAUAUGAAAGUACCAUAAGCCCAUAUGGGACGUUAAUUCACGUGAAAGAAACUCAAUGUCACCAAGAAGAACUGGAAUACAGGGGUUUUGCUGCAGCUAUUGGAGUUCUUAUUAUCUACAGUGUGCUAAUAACAGCAGCUUUUUACUAUUGUUGGGCGAAAACCAAGAAGAAAAAGACUGUUCGAAAUGACUAUUUGAACAUGACUCCCUGGCAAACUAAUGGUCAAAAGAAGAGGCAUCAUCAGCCGGGUGUCCCAGCAAGGAACUUCACUGCAUACCGCACAUGGGAGCCAUGACGAUUGGUAGUACAUGUGGCUUCUUCUCUACGGUGGGAAAUACAAAAGAACAGGGCUGUUGUCAAUAGAAAAAGAAAAAAAGGGGGGAAAGAAACAAAUCUUGGAGUUCUUGGUGUUAUGAAGGAUUAAAAACUAUCUCUAAGUUAUGUUUCGAAUUGAUGUUAGAAAAGAAGAAAAACUGACACUGGGUUGUAAAUACGACCAGGUAAAUCUGUCAUCCCUGGUUCCAUCUGCAUCUUUCCUGAUCACUUUUGUCUCAACAGAAUGUAAAUAAAAAAAACCUGUACCAAAACUCUGACACGUUUACCAAGCAAAAAGCAGAGGUAAAAAAAAUAAAAUAAAAAACCAUCGCCGUUCAUGUCCAAAGUAAAA
This is a messenger RNA of Elgaria multicarinata webbii, 1127 nucleotides long. RefSeq names its product CD28 molecule (gene CD28). Gene Ontology annotation, biological process: T cell activation; positive regulation of T cell proliferation; T cell costimulation. The record is from RefSeq and is a predicted model, not a curated record. Gene Ontology annotation, cellular component: external side of plasma membrane; membrane. The coding region runs from base 93 to 755 and encodes 220 amino acids. The transcript is spliced from 4 exons. Lineage: Eukaryota; Metazoa; Chordata; Lepidosauria; Squamata; Anguidae.